Eptesicus fuscus (big brown bat) is the source of this 1607-nucleotide messenger RNA. It is a transcript of the gene TLCD2, whose product is annotated as TLC domain containing 2. The coding region runs from base 634 to 1425 and encodes 263 amino acids. Gene Ontology annotation, biological process: plasma membrane organization; phospholipid homeostasis; regulation of membrane lipid distribution. The transcript has 4 exons. The record is from RefSeq and is a predicted model, not a curated record. Lineage: Eukaryota; Metazoa; Chordata; Mammalia; Chiroptera; Vespertilionidae. Gene Ontology annotation, cellular component: plasma membrane.
ACCUCCGGAGGUGGAAGGGGUGCCUGGCUCCAGGGCAGGGAAGUGCCCUCUCCCCCACAGUUGAGACGGGGGAGGGGGUGGGAGCAGUGCGGCGUCGAGGUUUCAGCAAGUGGCAGCCGGUUUGCCCCGGCCCCGCACCCCAGGGCCGUGUGGGCGGGGUGGGAGGCAUAACCAGAUGGUGAGAUUUUAGAGUAGGGGAAAGUUAGUGGGGCGGGGCCCCCGGGAGUGUCAGGUGAGAUUAGUGACCUAUUUCUGGAGCUCUAAAAAGUUCCGGGCUCGGGGAGUCGGGGAAGACCUCUGUCGACUUCCCAGCAGUCAGUCCCCUGAGCUGCGUUGCACGGCCGAUCCCGGGAGCCCCCAACCCGCAGCCUGUGGCUGGGGCCGGACGCGGUCGGUUGCCUUGGCUCCGGGGGCGGUGGCCGCGCGGCUGCUCCAAUCACGCUCCAGCCGAGAGGUCGUGGACCAGCCCUGGAAAAGUUACCGCAGAUUCCCGAGGCCGGGCGGGCCCGGGAGCCCAGGAACCCGGCCCUGCCGGGGCGCGGGGCGCCGUCUCUGGAGCGGGCGUCGGAUGCGUCGGGGGCGAGUGCGCAGGGGCCCCGGGAACCGGUCCGGACCUAGCCCGCGCGCCAGGCCAUGGCGCCCUCGGGGCUCCUCGUGACCGGCGCCUCCUUCGCAGCCUUCCGGGGGAUGCACUGGGGGCUGCAGCUGCUGCCCGCGCCGGGAUCUGCGGCUCAGGACCGUUGGAAGUGGCGGAACAUCUGUGUCUCCCUGGCGCACAGCCUGCUCACCGGGUCCGGGGCGCUGCUCGGGCUGUUGCUGUACCCUCAGAUGGCCGCCGACCCCAUUCACGGCCACCCGCCCUGGGCCUUGGUGCUGGUGGCUGUAUCUGUGGGUUAUUUCCUGGCCGAUGGAGUUGACAUGCUGCAGAACCAGACCUUGGGCCAGGCCUGGGAGCUUCUCUGUCACCAUUUGGUGGUAGUGAGCUGCCUCGGCACUGCCAUUCUGUCCGGCCACUACGUGGGCUUCUCCGUGGUGUCUCUGCUCCUAGAGCUGAACUCCGUCUGCCUGCACCUGAGAAAGUUGCUGCUGCUUUCUCACCAGGCCCCGUCCGUGGCCUUCAGUGUGGCCAGCUGGGCCACCCUGGCCACCCUGGUCCUCUUCCGCCUGGCACCGCUGGGGUGGAUGAGUCUGUGGUUGAUCCAGCACCACCACCAGGUGCCUCCUGCUCUGGUUGUCCUUGGUGGCACCGGGCUGGCCACUGUGGGAGCCUUGAGCAUCUCACAGGGUGUUCGCAUUUUGAUCAGUGAUGUCCUGCGGUCUCGGCCUCAUUCAUCCAACCCUGGGCACAGGGAAGCGAGGGUCACCAGGACAUGUGACGGUGAGCCUGCCACCAAGGAUGAUUCCCCUCUGGGCCUGAAAGACUAGGGCGAAGCCUCGGGUUCUUCUUCUGCCAGUCUUGCGGGACAAGGAGAUGAUGGUCUUCAAUGCACAGACCCCCCCAUUGGGGUGAGGACUGGACUGGAUUUUCAGUAUCUCAGUUCCUCUUCCAGCAAAUUCAUACCCCUCCCCCACUCCUAGGAUCUGAAAAGAAAUGGUUGGGAAUCUGG